UGACAGAGACUUGACCAAGAUAAACUUGCACAUGCAUUAGAGUUCUUUUUUAAUCCAACAUUUAAUCAGGUAUGCUCUUUCGGAACAAGGGACUUGAAACUUCAGAAUGGUGAAGUCAUUCAGAUACCAGAUGUUGUUAGAACUCUUUGCCAUUCAACUUUCAUUAAAACUUACCUUGCUUUUUGUAAAGAAUCUGAAUUCCAAUCCCUAUCCAUGUCAACCUUGUAUAAAAUACUUCAGUCAUGUCCAGCAUCAAAAAGAAUGAGUCUUAAGGGAUUAGACAAUAUUGCAGCAGAUGGUGCAGCAGCAUAUGAAUAUCUUUCAAGGAUGAUUUCUGAUCUCAAAUCUCAUUCCAUUGAAGACAAUGAGAAAAUUCAAGACAUUAAUAAGAAAAUUCAUACAAGUAAGGUGUAUCUGAAGACCGAUUUCAAGCUGCAUGUACAGAUGGAUGAUCCCUGUCCUGACCACUGCAUCAGAUAUGCUCUUAGUGACAGCAGCAGUCCAAAUUUGAAAGUCCAAUGUCAACACAGUCAUCUUGUAAUGUGUGAUAGAUGCAACUUGUUUCCAAAUGCUAUAUCAGAACUGAAACUACUUUUAUCGAACGAAAGAAAUUUGACUGAAGAGAAGAAAUUAGAAAUGUUGUCGGACAUUGAUAUAUCAGAGAACAACAUAGCAAGAUGGAAAGAACACAUUGUUAGAUCUAUUAACCAAGAUAAAGGGCGGACAAAAACUUUGGAGGAAUUGAAGAAAGACGAAGCACUCAUUAUACUAGACUGGGCUAUGAAGUUUUUGCCCAUGUCUUUUAGAGAGAAACAGAGUGACUGGUAUGGUCAAAAGGGGACAAAUUGGCUCGUCACUGUAUGCGUUUUUAAAGAUGAUUUGAAUAAUCUCAAGCACAGAACAUAUGCUCACAUCUUUGAUGCAGCUAAGCAAGACUGGUUUUCUGUAGCAUCCAUUUUAGAACACCUUAUAUGCACACUGAAAAUUCAGAUUCCAAAUAUAAAUACAGUGUACUUAAGAAGUGAUAACGCAGGAUGCUAUCAUUGUGGAAAUCUUUAAUUAUCACUCAUGGGCAUAAGUGAAAGAACAGGCAUACAUAUAUCAAGAUAUGACUUUAGUGAAGCCCAGUGUGGCAAAUCAUAUUGUGAUGCGAAAAUAGCCCAUAUGCGUGGAAGAAUUAGACAGUAUGUGGCCAAUGGAAAUAAUGUUAGAAAUGCAACAGAAAUGAAAGCUGCCAUUGAUUCAUUUGGAGACAAAUUUAUACUAAACAAAAUAUCUACUUUUGAUGAAAUUAAAUUGAAAUGGAAAGAAUGCUGUGAUGAUGUUACAGAGAAGGUUAUGAUGGAUAGAAAUAAUGUGGUGCUUGAAAAUACUAAAACAAUAGAUUUACCAAUGGGAUGGGCUCUUAGUAAAGACAAGAAAAUCAUUCGUUUCUCUGACAAAGUAAAGACCUUUCUCAGGGGAAUCUUUCAAGGUGGUUCACAGGGUGGCAAGAAAGUUAAUGCUGUCGAUGUGGCUAAUCAUAUGAGAGUAUGUUUAGAUGAAGAGGGAAAUAAAAUGUUUCAACCACAUGAAUAUCUACAACAAGGGCAAAUAGCCUCUUUUUUCUCCAGACUUGCUGUUAUGGCUAAAAUUCCUCCGAAAAGAAGACAAACUGUUGAUGAUGCCGACCUUGAAUCUGUAGUUGCUCACUUAAACUCUAUAGAAGCAAUUGAAAUUAGCAAUAAUGAUGUUUAAUUUCUAAAUUCAGGUAUCCAAGCUUUGCUUACAUGGAUCUGACAACCCUCCAUUCUACUUUCUGUUUGAAAGACCUUUUGGGAUCCUUUGUUUUAUUCAAAAAAUAAUUCCUUCAUGGGUAGGCAUUAUAUUUGUCGAUAUUUUUCAAAUAUAAUGCCUACCCAUGUUAAAAUGGGCAUAGAGCAUGACAUGAAGGAAUUAUUACGAUUCUAAUAGGACAAAUACAGUAUUUUUAUAGGUCAAAGCGCACAAAAUACCUUAAAAAUGUUUGGCUAUUUUCGUUUCCUCCCCUGGAUUCUGUACAUUACAUUUUAAUAUUAAUAAGUUUUAAAACAAAAGACAGGGUAAAUAUAUGUUUUUGAUAAACACAUAAAAUAAAAGUUUAUGUUAGCUGCUAAAUAUAGAUAUUUUAUUAGAAUAACAUUGAAAACAACGAGAAUAUAAACAGUAAAUUUGUGCGCAUUUGUUAAACAUAUUUUGUGCUAAUUAGAAUACGGCUUUGUUUACCAAGCGUUAUAAGGACGUCAUAUUAUAAUUGGUAUUACAUGUAUAAAAUUGAGAAUGGAAAUGGGGAAUGUGUCAAAGAGAUAACAACCCGACCAUAGAACAGACAACAGCAGAAGGUCACCAACAGGUCUUCAAUGCAGCGAGAAAUUCCCGCACCCGGAGGCGUCUUUCAGCUGGCCCCUAAACAAUUAUAUAUACUAGUUCAGUGAUAAUGAACGCCAUACUAAACUCCAAAUUGUACACAAGAAACUAAAAUUAAAAAUAAUACAAGACUAACAAGAUGCACACUUUCAAACAUUUUAAAAGGUGACAAUUCAUUGGCUGGUGUAAUUAUUUCCAUAGCAGACAGUGGAAAGGAGAUUGUCAGAUCCUUUUAUAAGCAAAGCUUGGAUACAGAAUCUGUAUUUUAAUCAAACUGUACCUCUAAAAUUUCCAUUUGAACAGUGUGCACCUUUUGAACACAUGCUUGUGUUAUUGCUUGUGAUUUAAUACAAUGUUCACAGCAAUGAAUGAGUUGAUGCAUAAUUUAUUAAAUUAUAUACAGUCUCAUUCCUACGUACCAGCAGAAAAUGUAAAAGGGACAUCUUUAGCCUUAUGCUUGAUUAUAUUUUGGAAAUUUUAAAAUAUCAAAUACAAAUGUUAAUUCAAAGAAAUUUGGAAAAAAAGCAUUUUUAUUUGAUAGUAUUUAAAAAUAAAAACAGGAUACACAAGGUUUUAUUGACCUACAUUCCAUUCUUGAGUAACUUUGAUCUCGCGUUGUGUUGAAGUCAAUAUUUCAGUAACUAAAAAUGACAAGUUUUUAGACUUUUUUAUACUGCAACUGUGCUAUUUGCGAAGUUUAAUUGAAUUUGCUGUAUCAAUAAAGAUUUGUGAUCUGCAAUCACAGACUGUUAAACAGCUUGUUUUUGAUGUUAUGUUUCAUGAGUGUUCCUUAAAAUUGAAUUUUGCAUUUUGUGUGAAUCAAGAAACCAGGUUCUGAGAAUUUUUACCUCUUGCACUGCAUAUUUACUAUUGUAAGAUUUUUCUGUUACUAGUCGAUAUUAGAUGAAUUAUUAACAAAUUGACCUCUUUAUUAACUUGUGUUGAGUUUUGAAAUUUCAGUCCAUUUUACUAAGGUAAAAAUGAUACUAUAGUAUUGGAAUAAUAAACUGCUUGAUACAGAUACAUAUUAGAUAGAAAUAGGAACCAAAUGUCUAAUUUCUGUAAGUAAAUGAAAUGGAAUUUAAACUUGGUAUACUGAUGUAUCUUAUGUUGUGGUAAUGGAUGUUUGUAACAAAUGGUAAUAUUUCAUGCUGAAGUUUUCAAGUCUUAUGGUGAUAUUAGACUGAAACUUGGUAAACAGAUAGAUCUUAUUUUAAAUCAAGAGAUGCUGAGAAAUAAGGCCAAAUUGACCUGCAAUUCAUAUUAAGUGACCUUGCUGUUUUUUUUAUAUUUUAUAUGAAUUUGUCUGUAAUACUGUUGCAUUUUGUGUCAAUCUUCAAUAUCAGAAUUUCUUGAAAUAGUUAUUGUUAUCAGAAUUGGACAGGUACUUGAUUUUUGUAUGAAUAAAAUUA
Molecule: messenger RNA, 3797 nt
Organism: Mytilus californianus (California mussel)
Lineage: Eukaryota; Metazoa; Mollusca; Bivalvia; Mytilida; Mytilidae
Exons: 6
Coding region: 1069-1737 (222 amino acids)
Source: RefSeq, a predicted model, not a curated record